CGCGCGUGCGCACGCGCUCUGGGCUCUAGGGCAGGAUCUGGAGCGGGGCCGCCGUAGCCAUUACCGGCUCUGCUCGGCGCCGCGGAGGAAUGAGCCGCAGCCUGCCGCGACCUGCGGGGCGGGGCGGGAGCCGCAGGCUGAGCCCGCGUCUGUGUCUGCGCCUGCGCCGGGGCCGGAGCCGGAGCCGGAGCCGCAGCGGAGCGCCCUGAGCGGCGCCGCCCGGGCCCGCGGCCCGGCCCGGCCCGGCCGGCUGGCAUGCUGAGCGCCGGGCCCGGGGCGGAGCAAGCCGCGCGCGCCGGGGGCUGAGCGCUGCGGCCGGGCCGGGGCCGCGGGGCCCGUGCGUGACGGGGCGAUGACCACGCCGGCGCUGCUGCCCCUGUCCGGGCGGAGGAUCCCGGCCUUGAACGUGGGCACCGCCUCCUUCCCGCACCACAGGGCCACGCUGCGGCUGUCCGAGAAAUUCAUCCUGCUCCUGAUCCUCAGUGCCUUCAUCACCCUCUGCUUCGGGGCAUUCUUCUUCCUGCCCGACUCUUCCAAACACAAACGCUUUGAUCUGGGGUUAGAGGACGUGUUGAUUCCUCACGUGGAUACCAGCAAUGGGGGCAAAAACCUCGGAGGCUACUUGAUCCACGGGCAAGGACAUGACGAGCACCGGCACAGAGAAGAGGAGGAACGUCUGAGAAAUAAAAUCCAAGCUGACCAUGAAAAAGCUUUGGAGGAGGCAAAAGAGAAGUUAAAGAAAUCUCGAGAUGAAAUUCAAGCUGAGAUUCAGACUGAAAAGAACAAAGUAGCCCAAGAGAUGAAAAAGAAAGAUGACAAGCCACUGCCACCUGUACCUCUACCAAAUCUCAUAGGGAUAAAUGGUGGAGAACCAGUAGAUCUUGACAUCCGAGAGAAGAGGAACAAAAUUAAGGAGAUGAUGAAGCAUGCCUGGGAUAAUUAUAGGCAGUAUGGAUGGGGACAUAAUGAGCUCAAACCCAUUGCCAGGAAAGGACAUUCCACAAACAUAUUUGGAAACUCGCAAAUGGGUGCUACCAUAGUUGAUGCAUUGGAUACUCUCUAUAUUAUGGGGCUUCAUGAUGAAUUCAGAGAAGGACAAGAGUGGAUUGACAAAAACCUUGAUUUUGGGGUGAAUUCAGAGGUGUCUGUUUUUGAGGUCAAUAUACGUUUCAUUGGUGGACUUUUAGCAGCUUAUUAUCUUUCAGGACAAGAGGUUUUCAAGAUUAAAGCAGUGCAGCUGGCAGGAAAGCUCCUUCCUGCCUUCAACACACCCACAGGUAUACCUUGGGCAAUGGUGAAUCUGAAAAGUGGUGUAGGUCGAAACUGGGGCUGGGCUUCUGCAGGCAGCAGCAUCCUGGCUGAGUUUGGUACUCUUCACAUGGAAUUUGUCCACCUCAGCUACCUGACUGGGGAUCCUGUCUAUUACAACAAGGUCAUGCACAUUCGGAAGCUGCUUCAAAAAAUGGACCGUCCCAAUGGGCUUUAUCCAAAUUAUUUAAACCCAAGGACUGGACGUUGGGGUCAACAUCACACAUCUGUGGGUGGGCUAGGAGACAGUUUUUAUGAAUAUUUAUUGAAAGCUUGGCUGAUGUCAGACAAGAGGGACACCGAGGCAAGGAAGAUGUAUGACGAUGCAAUUGAGGCCAUCGAAAAGCAUCUUAUCAGAAAGUCCAAUGGAGGACUGACCUUCAUUGGAGAAUGGAAAAAUGGGCAUCUUGAAAGAAAAAUGGGCCACCUCACCUGCUUUGCUGGGGGAAUGUUUGCACUUGGAGCAGAUGGUUCCAGAGAUGAUAAGGCUGGGCACUAUUUGCAACUUGGAGCUGAGAUUGCACAUACAUGUCAUGAGUCAUACGACAGAACAACAUUAAAACUGGGUCCUGAAGCAUUCAAAUUUGAUGGUGGUGUAGAGGCAGUGGCAGUGCGACAGAAUGAAAAGUAUUACAUUCUGAGACCAGAGGUGAUUGAGACCUAUUGGUACAUGUGGAGAUUCACACAUGAUCCCAAAUACAGACAGUGGGGCUGGGAGGCAAUGCAGGCUAUUGACAAGUAUUGCAGAGUCAGUGGUGGAUUUUCUGGGGUCAAGGAUGUCUAUUCCUCAUCUCCUGCAUAUGAUGAUGUACAGCAGAGCUUUUUCCUCGCAGAAACUCUCAAGUAUUUGUAUCUGCUCUUCUCCAAUGAUGACCUCCUACCUUUAGACAACUGGGUUUUUAACACAGAAGCUCACCCUUUGCCUGUUUUACAUUUAGCUAACACCACACUGUCAGGACACCCUGCGUAUCAAUAAAAGCAACUCCAAGAAAAGGAGGAGAGACUGUUCUCCACUGUGUUUUGUUUACAUGGACCAUUUGAGAUUCUAGGCUGGAGAAGAAGGAAAUAUUUCAUUAAUCUAGACCUCAGAGUCAAGACCCAGGCUGGGAAAGAACCUCUGCCCCUGAAAGCUCUUCAGCCUGUAGAUAAGUAACUCUGAAAUAAUUCCUUUUUAUACAUGACCAAAACACACUACUGUCGUAUGUGCAGGACAGAGAUCUCAUGUGCUUUGAAUCCUAACAAGAAAUUGGAAUCUGCUAGUAAAUUUGGAGCCUGACAGGCAAAGGAAUAACAGCCUUCCUAGCCUUCACUGCUGCUGUGCUGCUGGCCUUUCCCAAGGAACUGCACACUUGUCUCCAACAUGGAUGAGAUGGAUUCCAGACAUGAGUUUUCUUUCUUUUUUGAAGAUGGCAUGAGUAAAACAACAAUAAAAAAGCAACAUAAUUGCACCAGCAGCACCAGGAUUUGAAAUCUUUUCUGUACCUGUCUGAAUUUUCUAAUCCCAUAAAUUUGCCCAGACUGGCAGCCAUUUCCAGUUCCUCUUAGGCCUUUGCCUCCUAUCAUUUACUCCUUCAUAAUGAAGUCUAUAGGUCUGUGGAGCAUGACUGCAGCCAGAGAGUUCUUGUGCCUGUAUUUGUUCCAGCAUAGAGAUUGUUUGCUGGUUCUGACUGAGUUGCAAGACUUGAGAACAAGAGUUUCAUUAUAAGGAUGUUGCCUCAACAGAACUUCAGGAGGGAAGGGACAGAAAAACACGCAGCUCUGCAUCAGACUUCCUGCCCCCCCCCCCCCCUCCCCCGCCCUUUGCUAUGUAGAGCAGUGGCUUGCAGAUGUUAUGUGUCCCACUGUGCAGUGCUUCAUCUUGAUCUGAGUGUUCUGGCUCCAGUCUGUUUCAUUUUGCCCAUCUAAAAUAGCUUUUAUUUUUUUCAUUUUUAGGCCCCAAUUAAAAAAAACCAAACCCUUACAUUUUAUGGCCUUAAUGCACAAAACAAGGUAAAUGCAUGGAGGAAGAGAAUGACAAAUUGCAAUUUCUAGGGCUUGAUUUUUUUAGAGGUUUUGAACAUCUACAAAUUCUGUUGACUUAACUGGAGUUGUAAUUCUAUUCCUACUCUUAGGUGCAUAAAUGAACUUAAGCACCUAAGUAUGAGCCUAUUCCAGCCUGGCUUGAGUCCCUGGAAAACUCAAAAAAUACAGAAGUGGGACCCAUCGCUGUAAAGUAGUGGUUUCCCUACCUACAGAGACGUGCCCUGUCAAUCUCUGGGACCGGGAGCAUGUUAGUGAUUGUCCCACAAAAUCAGUGGGUGGGACAACAGGUGAUGCAUUUAGUCUAAUGAAGCUGAUCAGCUGAGUUCUAUUUUUAGCUUUGGUCUUAAGGGUGAAAUGAUAGUAUGUUACAAAUGUAGAUGCAUUAAUGGAUUUUCAGGACUUGAACAGCUUGGACAGAACUGCACUUAGAACCCUAAGUCCACUUAGCUGCGCAGUAGGUGGAAUAGGAUCUGAUCUUCACUGUUCAGCAUAUCUGAAAGUCAGCUACUUGUUUUUGCCUUGUUAAUUCAAAAAAGCCACAAUGACAUUCCAGCAGCUCACAGCACUGCACAAUCAGCCAUUGAAACUGAACACUGCAAAAAUUGUGUACAAGAUUAUACCUAUCCUGGAGAUGCAGAGAACAACACUGAGAUUGGGAAAAACUGGGGAGCGUAAUGUGGUUCCCAUGCCAUUCAAGUGUUUGAAGACAUUGUAGGCUUCCCUUCUUCAAACCUUAAUGUUGAUACACCUCAUACAUCUCUGCAUACAGCCUCUGUUACCUCCAGUUCACUAAUGCACCUUCUCACCCAGUAAUUUCCAAACUUAAGCACUAAGCUAUACAUUUCUGAGAAAUGAAAAGCAGUUGCCCUUUCCCUGUGAUGCUGCCAUAUAAUGUUACCGUCUUCACUUUUCAUAGUACUCCUGGGUUGUCUUAUCCUCUGCCAUUUUGGAAAAUUCUGUCAUUAACCUUCAUAAUACACUUCUUCCUUUUUCUUUUAUGCUUUGAGAUGAUAAAUGGUUAACAAUAUUGACAGCAUCUAAAGAACAAGCGUUUUAAUCUGAGUUAGCACCCACUAGAAUAAAUGGGGCAGUUUAUAUCUCAGGGCUAUCAUUUCAGACUUUCUGCAAACUCAGGCCAACAGCUACAUUAGUUACACGUUCUCUGUGGUUUUAAGACUUUUUUUUUAAAUCCUAAAUAGAGCAACUAAAGAUUUUUUGUUUAAAAAAGAAAUCUGAUCCUCUACAUGAUAGUUGAAAGGUCUGUUCACAGUUAUUCUAUUUCCCUUCCCUCUCUCCCUUGCCACAUCCUGGGAAGUGCUACCCUACCUAGCAGUGGUGCCCCAGCCAUCGUGGAGAAAGAAAUUCAUGCUCUGUUACAUUUUAAUGUAUGUUCCAUUGCAUCAGGGAUGGUGAGCAUUGGCCAACUGCUCUACAAUUGUCCAAAAAGUUUGGGAACCACCAAAUAAGAGAGAACAUUGCAUGGCUUGUUUCAGUCAAGCAGCUGCACUUAUAAUCUCUGUCACUUUUAGUGGAAGUUGGACUGUCAUUUUGCCUUUAUUUUCACUCUUCCUAAAAUUCACAAAUUAUUUUCCUCUAAAAUAACAAAGGGGCAGGAGUCAAUCAUCUGACUACUUUAGAACCUUCUGGCUGCCUCCAACCUGGUAUCCUGCAUAUGUACUUUUUACAGAAUGAAAGUAAUAUUGUAUAUAAAAAGAUCAAUAAAGAAUGUCUUUAAGUGAAAAA
Alligator mississippiensis (American alligator) is the source of this 5073-nucleotide messenger RNA. RefSeq names its product mannosidase alpha class 1A member 2 (gene MAN1A2). Gene Ontology annotation, cellular component: Golgi membrane; endoplasmic reticulum; extracellular exosome. NCBI's taxonomy places the organism in Eukaryota, Metazoa, Chordata, Crocodylia, Alligatoridae. Gene Ontology annotation, biological process: N-glycan processing; carbohydrate metabolic process. The coding region runs from base 353 to 2284 and encodes 643 amino acids. The record is from RefSeq and is a predicted model, not a curated record. The transcript is spliced from 14 exons. Gene Ontology annotation, molecular function: mannosyl-oligosaccharide 1,2-alpha-mannosidase activity; calcium ion binding.